Cryptococcus amylolentus CBS 6039 is the source of this 3072-nucleotide messenger RNA. Its product is annotated as polyubiquitin. NCBI's taxonomy places the organism in Eukaryota, Fungi, Basidiomycota, Tremellomycetes, Tremellales, Cryptococcaceae. Gene Ontology annotation, molecular function: ubiquitin protein ligase binding; protein tag activity. Gene Ontology annotation, cellular component: cytoplasm; nucleus. Bases 1 to 2967 code for a protein of 988 amino acids. The transcript is spliced from 9 exons. The record is from RefSeq and is a predicted model, not a curated record. Gene Ontology annotation, biological process: protein ubiquitination; modification-dependent protein catabolic process.
AUGCAGGUGUUCGUCAAGACCCUCACAGGAAAGACGAUCACCCUGGAGGUGGAGUCGUCCGACACUAUCGACAACGUUGAGUCCAAGAUCCAGGACAAGGAGGGCAUCCCUCCCGACCAGCAGCGGUUGAUCUUUGCUGGAAAACAGCUCGAAGAUGGGCGGACUCUGGCGGACUACAACAUACAGAAGGAGUCGACUCUUCAUUUGGUAUUGAGACUAAGAGGUGGCAUGAGAGUGGCGGUUGACAUUCUGGUGGGAAACUCGGCAGAGACUACUCUGGUCCAGGUCAAAACUAAAUUCGACGAUGAAGAGUUCCAGCAUAUGCUCAACCUCGCCUCUCUGGGCAGAUCUUUCAAUCCGGAGCAAUUCUCUUUCGAAUUCAAUUUCAAGCCUCGUGAUGAUUUACUCACCUUGAGGACUCCGCCGUCCUCAGCUCCUCUUCAGGCCAGCCGGCAGCCGAGAUUAGCCACUCCUUCGCAACCUCCCCCGCCUGCACCGGCGACUAGAAAUGCUGUUGCUGGUCCUUCAAGGCGGACAGAUCAGGAUGCGGAGACGAGUCCUACGAACCCCCUUCCUGUUCGACAGCCAUCUGUACUCCCUCCUGUGGUUUCAACAGCUGCGACCUUACCUCUGUCACAGACCGGGGUCUUGGGCCCUUUCGCCACAUCUCAGCACGCAGCGGAGCAAUCAGUCCAAGAUGUUGCCACAGCCCCUUCAGUAUCUCAGCCAAGAUUUCAAUCACCCACAUCUUCGAAGCGUACCUCUAGUCCAGACAAGGCGGCUUCGACCGAGGUCUCGCGACAAGGCCGGUCUCCGCCGACAUCUAUACCCGCAGCUCCAGAGGCCGCUGGUAGCUCGACGCAGCGUUUCCGUUGCGGUAGCGAACUUGACUUCGCUAUGGAGCUGACACCCGAUUCCGAUGAUAUCGAGGAUCCGUUCCAGAUGUCUUCAGCAGAGACAAGACCGACGGCACCGUCGUCUUCAGCCCAACCUCAACCCGAGAAGCCGGAACAAAAACCAUCCCGUCCUCAGACCAUUCCUUCCCCGACCAGACCUCAGUGGGCAACGGAUAACGUCUCAAUCCCUCCGGCUCAGAGUGCUCCUGUUAUCCCCCCGACAAAUUCUCUGCCGUCCUCUUCUGCCCCUGCGCAAGACGACGGCGAAGACUCUGACCAGGACAUAUUGGCUCUCUACGCCCAGUCAGAGCAAGAGGACGAGUUGCAAGACGACGCAAGCUCUGGAGGAGAGACAGCGACUCCGCAGACGGUCCAGGGAACGGUCCAGGGAACGGUCAAGGACGAGCCUCGGUCGAGUCAGGUGGGACGGUCGGUUGAGGCGCCUGCAGAGGCCGACGCUGGGCCAUCGUCAGUGAACAGGACAGACGCAUCGACCAGUACGGCCGAGAAAGACCUCCCGGAGAUCAUACCGAUCAUCAUAACCGACAGCGAGACUAAACAAACUUUGACCCUCCAGGUCCCACGCUCCAAUACGAUUCUUCAGCUCAAGCAGGAGAUUUACAAAACCUUCCCCUACCGACCCGUCUAUCAACGACUGUGGAAUCUGGAAGCGGGGGAGGUCUUUGAUGAUGAUGAUGAGAUAGUGGGGAACUGUGAGCUUGAAGAUGGAGGCCGGAUGCAGUUGCUGUUCAGGCCUCUGAAUUUCAUUGUGCGAUAUAGAGAGCGUUCUCUCCCAAUGCGGUUCCUCAAACCGACCACCACUAUCAAAAGACUCAUGAGCAUGUUGAUGAUCACCGACAGGAUCGACUUUGGACAGGGCGGGCUCGUCAUUGACGACGACGACGACGAAGUGCUGGAUAAGGACCUGACCCUAAUGCAAUGUGGGAUCGAGGAUCUCUCCGUGUUGAAGGUCUUGAAGAUAGAGAAGCGUCCAAGUCAAGGUCAUUUCCCUAAACAGGUCACAGUCCUUGACAGUGCGAAUGGACGCAAAGUAACUAUCCCCAACACUUCCUUGUUCACCACCGUCGCCGCUAUCCGAAACAAGAGCCUUUCCAUGCUCAAUUUGACCAACUGUUUGACGCUGCAGGUUGUCUUCAAGGGAAGGGUGCUGGACGGCAAGACGCCGAUCACGGAUCUUGCACUUGAGCCGGAUGAUAUUUUUCAGCUGGUUGACGAUGGGCCGAUCACAUUUGAGGUCAAAAACAUUGCAAACAACCCCUCUCCUUACAUCGCAAUUGCCUCUCUUCGCCGGACAGAUUCGAUUGACGUCCUCAAGGACCAUCUGUACGAGCUCUUCAAAAUACCCGUCAGUGACCAGAAGCUCUGGAUCAAUGCUCGUCCCGUGCCAGAUGAUCACCUCAUCUUGGACGAGUUCAAGCUGUCGGAGCAGAAAAAAUUGGUAGUCGGGAGCAAGGCGCAUUCGCCAAUCUUGUGCAAAACGCCGAAUGGUGAUAUGCCAUUGUUCGUGUCGUUCAAUGACAAGGCCGGGUCUUUGAGGAGUGUCCUUCGUCAUCACAGACGGGUGGAUUUCUCUACCCAUGAUCUCGUGUACAAUGGAGUGAUCCUCAGUGACGACUCGCGUACGCUAGGGUCGUACGGGGUUGACGCCGAGUAUCCUGUAUGUGCUGAGAAGAAGCAGGCGAGCGAGCCUGUACAGAGUCCUGCCCAGGGGCCCGUUCAAGAGCCUGUUGAAGAACAGGCGGUGCAGGAGGAGGCCAAUCUUACAAUAUCUGUCCGAAAUCUUUUGGGCGAGUACCGUGAAUAUAAAGUAAAACCAUCCAUGGGCGUCAACGACCUCAAGAUUGCCAUCAAAGCUAGAGAGAAUGUGGCUGUCUGCUUCCAACGUUUGAUGCGGCAGAAUGUGGAGAUCAAGGAAGGGACCUUGAAGGAUUGUGGGAUAGUAGACGGGGAUAAGGUCGUUGUGGUGCGGCGCCUGAGACCACGGGAAAGUGAGAGCCGUCCCUCGCCCGAGGGGUCGAGUAGUCCGAGUAAAAGGCGGCGAACAGAAUGAGGGGACAUCACGCGUGCGUUGUAUAUAUUAUCGUAUCUUUUCAAUCUCUUGUCACCGUGAGUAUGAGGACUGUAUGCAUAAUCGAAUGGGGUUGAAUGUAAGAGG